AUGUCGGCCAGCGCAUCAGAGACGGCAUCAACGACGAUGCCUCCAGAGACGUCCGAACAGUUUCCAGCAGCUUCCUCGUCUAGCAGUGCUCAUGAGGGCGACGAGAAGAAGAGAGAGCACAAUUUCAACGAGCAGACCUUUUACGUGCCGCGCAAGCAGAUCGUCGCCAUCUUUCUCACUCUCGGGCUCAUCGACUUGAUCGCGUUGAUGGACCAGACUACGCUUGCUGCCUCGUUGCCCAUCAUCGGCGAGAAGCUACAUGCUGGAUCGCAGACCAGCCUGAUCUCUUCUGCCUACUUUAUCACCUCGACCGCGUUCCAGCUCCUCUAUGGCCGCAUCUCGGAUAUUGUGGGGCGCAAACCUCUCUUGCUUGCACUCCUCGCACUCUUUUUCGUCGGAUCGCUGGGCUCCUCCCUCGCCGAUACAUACGCCAUACUGAUCCUCUUCCGUGCCAUCGUCGGUAUAGCAGGCGGUGGCAUCAUGACCGUGGCCCAGAUCAUUGUCUCGGACGUGGUCUCCCUUCGAGAGCGAGGCAAGUAUCAAGGCAUUCUCGGAGCACUCGUGGCCGUUGCGAACGGCAUAGGACCCGUCGUCGGCGGCGCGCUGACUACGCGGACCGAGAACACCGGAGGCUGGCGUAACAUUUUCCGCCUCAGUCUUCCCACCUCGGCGGCCGGCAUUAUCGGCGUCCUCAUCUUUAUGCCUCUGAAAAAGGUCGAUGGUGACUGGAGAGCCAAGGCACGCGCGAUCGACUACCUCGGCGCGUUUCUCUCCCUCGCCGCUUCCACAUUAAUCGUGCUCGGAUUCACCUGGGCUGGCGGAAGGUACGAGUGGACCUCCGUCCAAGUUCUGGCCCCGCUCUUUGUCGGCCUCGCCACCGCCAUCCUCUUCUGUCUUUGGCAGUACAAGGGAGACAAGCCCUCGCGCCCCGCUCUCAUGCCCCUAUACAUGUUUACAAAUGCAACCGUCUGCGGUGCCUGCAUUACACAAUUCAUCAACGGCUGGCUCUUUGUGAGUCAGGUCUACAUGAUACCACAGUUCUACCAGGCCGUAUACGGCUACGACGCCACAAAGGCCGGACUCAUGCUCAUCCCCCUGACCGUAUCCCAGACCAUCACGUCGACCAUAUCGGGCCUCUUGAUCACCUGGACCGGUCGCUACCGAGAGCUGCUCCUCUUGGGAUGGACUCUUUGGCCGACAGGUCUAGGGCUGGUUUCAACGCUCAACCAGCACUCGGGCAUGGCCAAGCAGAUCGGAUUCUCUCUUUUGACGGGCGUGGGCGUCGGAUUGACGCUGCAACCAUCUCUGAUCGCCAUUCAAGGCGCGGUACCACGCAAAACGAUGGCGGUGGUGACCGCGACACGCAACUUUGUACGAAACCUCGGUGGCGCGAUCGGCCUCGCCCUCUGCGGUACUGUCGUUUCUUUGUACCUGCGAUCCGAGCCGAACGAUCCCCUGCGAGCAAAUCAGCGCGGCUUUCGUACCGUUUUUCUCAUCCUAGCCAGCCUCGGGGCCGCAGGAUUGGUCGCCGCCGCGCUGCUUCUUAAGCAGUCGAGCGUCGAAAGACACGACGAUGAGCUGCUACGCCAGCAGGCCAAGCAUGAACUUCAACAGAGGAAAUAA
Molecule: messenger RNA, 1623 nt
Organism: Moesziomyces antarcticus
Lineage: Eukaryota; Fungi; Basidiomycota; Ustilaginomycetes; Ustilaginales; Ustilaginaceae
Product: mfs drug transporter protein
Exons: 3
Coding region: 1-1623 (540 amino acids)
Biological process (GO): transmembrane transport
Molecular function (GO): transmembrane transporter activity
Source: RefSeq, a predicted model, not a curated record